Molecule: messenger RNA, 4092 nt
Organism: Nelumbo nucifera (sacred lotus)
Lineage: Eukaryota; Viridiplantae; Streptophyta; Magnoliopsida; Proteales; Nelumbonaceae
Product: putative disease resistance protein RGA3
Molecular function (GO): ADP binding
Source: RefSeq, a predicted model, not a curated record
GUUAAUUAGAGCAUUUUCUGUUGGGGGAGGACUCCAAAGUUUUAGGCAAUCUAAGAUAUGGCAACAACAACCGAAGAUGUAGUGGUAUCUCCGUUGAUUCAGGCGUUGCUCAACAAAUUGGUCUCUAAUUGGAUGCUCAAAUUUGGAUCUGAAUGGGGCGUUAAGAAAGAAUUGAGAAACCUCUUUAAAACACUCAAAUUGGCAUACGUAAUGACUAGUUCUACAGAGGAUAUGCAAGCAAGUGAUCCACUCUUGAAAAUUCUGCUCCGUGAUAUGAGAGAAGUUGUUUACAGAGCCACCUACACUUUGGAUGAGUUCAUCUACGAAGCUCAACGACAAAGUUUGGAGGAGGAGCAGGAUGACGAUGAUGAAAGUAAAGAGAGCUCCUCGAGAGCUAGCGUAAAGGUACGCCAAUACUUCUCCUUUUCUUUCAACGAGAAGCAAAUAUUGUAUGGCCUUGAGAUUCCGACUGUCAUAACUGGCAUAAUAAAUGAACUUCAUGAGAUGCAACAAAAGAUGAACCACAAUUAUGUUACUUCGGUCUCUUCUCUUGGAAGGAAUCUCAAUACAAUGGAAAGGAAACUCAAAACUAUUUCAUUAUUAGAUUCACGCCCUCAGAGUGUUUCCUUACUUAACGAUUCUGAAACAAUCCUUGGUAGGAGGGAAGAUGCAGAUGGCAUAAUAAACUUGUUAUUAUCUGAUGAGUAUAAUGGGAAAGGAGCUCCGGUUGUUUCAAUAGUUGGUAUAGGGGGGAUCGGAAAGACCAUGCUGGCUCAACUCAUUUACAACGAUGGAAAUGUAGUUAACCAUUUUGAAGUGAGAGCAUGGGUUUGUGUGUCUGAAGAUUAUGAUGUUAUACAAAUAACCAGAGCAAUUCUUGAGUCAAUUACUUGUGAGAAACAACAGGAUAUGAAUAAAUUGGAGCCACUUCAAAGCAAACUCAAAAAUAGUUUGCAGGGGAAGAAAUUUUUGCUUGUAUUGGAUGAUAUAUGGAACGAUGAUCCCAAAACAUGGGAUGCUGUAAGGGUUCCAAUAAAUGCUGCAGCAGGGAAAGGAAGUAGAAUAAUAGUGACCACACGGCUUAACAAAAUUUCCUCCAUUAUGAGUGCCAUGAGAAAAUUUGAUUUAGAAGGCUUGCCAUAUGAACUUGGCUGGGAGUUGUUCAAAAGGAAGGCUUUUGUUGAUGAUGAGAUAUGUAAUGCACACCCAAACCUAAAAAAAAUUGGGGGAAAAAUUGUUGAAAAAUGCAAAGGACUGCCUCUAGCAAUAAAAUCACUUGGAGGACUUCUCUAUGGUGAUCUCGAUGUAAAAAAGUGGAAAUUUGUCUUAGAAAGUGAGAUGUGGGAAGUUGGAGAUGACACAAUAAUGUCAACUCUACGUCUAAGUUAUUAUCACCUACCUGCACAUUUAAAAUUAUGCUUUGCAUACUGCUCUCUGUUUCCUAAAGAGCAUAAAUUUGACAAGAAAACUCUAGUUCGACUUUGGAUGGCAGAAGGUUUUAUUUCAUCCAAAGAAAUUGAUACAAUGGAAGACCUUGGUGGACAAUACUUUGAUGAAUUGUUGAAUAGGUCAUUUUUCCAAAAGUAUGAAGAAGAAAUCGUGAUGCAUGAUUUGAUGCAUGAUUUAGCCGAGUCAGUUUCGAAGGACAUGUAUCUUAGAGUGGAGAAAGGAAAACCAAAUAACAGCUGCAGCAUCCCAGAAGAGGUUCGCUAUGUGUCAAUGAUCGCUGCCCAAUUGGACUUUAUGGUGGCUGAAUUAUAUAAAUACAAGGAUUCGUCAACAUUAGUAUUGUCCAAAUCAUCAUAUUCUGGUCUGCAUCUCCCUCAUGACUUUUUUGAACCAUACCGAUGCCUCCGUGUGUUGGAUAUGAGUGGAAAAUAUUAUAGAUUUCGUGUUUUGCCAGAUUCAAUUGGCAAAUUGAAACACCUGCGGUUGCUUAACCUUAACGAAACUGGCAUUAAGGUAUUCCCUGAGUCCCUUUGCAACCUCUACAAUUUGCAAACUUUGAUGCUUAAAGAUUGUAAGAUUAAUGGGUUUCCCAAAAACAUGGGAAGCCUAAUCAACCUCCAACACAUAGAGAUGUAUGAUAAUGAAAUGUGGCGAAAAUUCAAUCUAAUAAGAGGCAUAGGGAAAUUACGUUUUUUGAAGACACUGCCUAAGUUUCGGGUGAGAAAGAUCAAUGGUAAUAAUAGUACAAUAGGAGAGCUAAAAGAGUUAUGUCAUCUCCAAGGAUCUAUUUUUAUUUCAGGGCUAGAGAAUGUAGUUGACUCUGAGCAGGCCAAGGAGGCUAACCUCUUCAAUAAGCAUCAAAUUGAUGAGUUGAUGUUGGAAUGGAGCCAUAGCAAUGGUGAAAGAGGUGGAGUGGAGGGUAUACUAGAGGGCCUACAACCUUAUACUGGGUUGAAGGCACUCCAAAUAUGGAAUUAUGGUGGCAUAUGUUUUCCACAGUGGAUGAUGAGUGGACUCGCAUGCUAUGAUAUGUUGAUAAGUGUAGAACUAUGGAAUUGCAGCAACUGCAAGUUCCUCCCUCCUUUAGGGAAUCUUCCUGUACUAAAAAGAUUGCAUAUAGUGGGCAUAAAAGAAGUGGAAUAUAUGAGUAGGGAAUUUUAUGGGUGCAGCAGUGACAACAAUAACUACAAUAAGGGAUUUCAAAUGUUGGAGAUUUUAAAUCUCUGGGACAUGAGUGGUUUGAAAGAAUGGUGGGGAACAGAGGAAGGAGAAUUUCCUCAACUCAAGAAGCUUACCUUGCACUCUUGUCCCAAAUUGACAAAAUUGCCCCCUCUGCUUCUUAUCGUGAAAGAAAUAGAAAUUGAGAGGUGUGAAAUGUUGAGUUCUCUUCCAAGGCUUCCAUCAGCUUCUGCACUAGAAGUAAGCAAUUGUGAUGAGAAGAUAUUGAAUUGGACACAUGAAUGCCCUUCCUUGUCCAACUUGAAUAUUGGUAAUUUUCCAAACAUGACAUCCAUGCCCUCAGAGAUGCUUCAAUCCUUUGCACAGAAACUCAAGUACUUGGUAAUCUUCGAGUGUCCUAUGCUUCAAUCAGUACCGAAGUUAGAAGGUCUUGUAUCCCUUCAAUAUUUGAAAAUCUACAGGUGCCCUAUGCUUCAAUCGUUGCCCAACUUACAGGGUCUCACAUCCCUUCAGUUCUUGCAAAUCUAUGAUUGUUAUAUGCUUGGAUCACUGCCACAGUUACACUGUCUUGCACCCCUUCAACAUUUGGAAAUCAACAACUGUUCCAUCCUUCAAACCUUGCCAGAGUUGCAAGGUCUUACAUCUGUUCAGCAUUUGAAAAUCUCAGUGUGUCCUAUGCUUCACUCAUUUCCAAAGUUGCAAGGUCUCACAUCUCUUCAAAACUUGCAUAUCUCUGAGUGCCGUAUGCUUCAAUCAAUACAAGAAUUACAAGAUCUUGCAUCCCUUCGGCAUUUGGAAAUUAACAAGUGUCCUAUGCUUCAAUUAUUGCCAGAGUUGCAAGGACUUACAUCCCUUCUGUCUUUACACAUUCAAGAGUGUACUAUGCUUCAGUCAUUGCCAGACUUUCAAGAUCUUGCCUCUCUUCGACAAUUGAAACUCCGUGAAUGUCCCAAUCUGACGUCUUUGCCCAAGGGUCUCCACAAGCUCAACUCUCUACAAGAAUUGAGCAUAUGGUGGUCCAAUUGUAUGAAACCCCUUUUGGAGGAGAAGCUGCCCAUCAGCCUUCGUUGUUUGAAUAUUGAUAAUUGUCCCCGAGAACUAAAGAAUCGGUUGCGAGAGGGAGGGGAAGACUGGCCCAAGAUUUCUCAUAUUCCCACUGUUCAUCUCAUCCCUCCCCUUCUUAUGAAGUAACAAAAAGGAAAAUGCAUUAUUGUGCAAAUUUAUGGAUUCUUCAUCGGCAUGCGAGGACUCCUCUCUAUUCUCUCUACAUGCUGCACCAUGGAUCUAACAGCUGUGCAUUAAUUUUAUUGAUCCAAUAGUUUUAUAGAGGUUGCAAGAUGUAGAAUAAAGUAGCUUCCAAGAUGUAGAAUAGAAGUCCGGUGAUUCAUCAUCGGACUAUUGGACUGUUAAUUUGAGAGAACCGUAUAAUGAACAGAUGAUCCUUGCGGUAAGGUUAUCUACAAU